Messenger RNA from Micropterus salmoides (largemouth bass), 8443 nucleotides. RefSeq lists its product as uncharacterized. The record is from RefSeq and is a predicted model, not a curated record. The transcript is spliced from 5 exons. The coding region runs from base 1216 to 6288 and encodes 1690 amino acids. Lineage: Eukaryota; Metazoa; Chordata; Actinopteri; Centrarchiformes; Centrarchidae.
AUGAGAUGGAAAAGAGAAGCAGCUGGAGAGGAGAAGUUGGUCUCUUUGCAGCUCCAAAGCUCUUAAAGCCCCGAAGCUGUGUGGAGUGUAAAUGGGAGGGAGAGAGAGGAAGAGAAGGACAGAUCGAGAGGUAAAGGGAGGCUGAAUAGAGGAGGAGAGAAGCUGGGAGGGAGAGAGAGUGAAAGGAGAGGAGAGGAGGAGGGUUUGCGUUGGUGUGUUGGUUGGCAGAGAGAGUGCUUGUCAAAAAAACCUUCCUCUGACAGAAGGCAUGAUUCACAGCAGAGAGGGGAAGAGAGAGGGAGACAAGCAACAGAAAAAGAGAAAAACAGCAGAGAUAAAGAGAGAGAGAGAGAGAGAGAGAGACAGAAAGAGAGGGAGAGAAACGACAGAGGCAGGGAUGCCGGUAAGAAAAACAAAUGAGGAUGCUGAUUUGAGGCAGAAUGACAAGACAUUACCAGGAUGGGACUGAGAUCGACGGACUGGAUUGACUGAUGCCUUUUAAUGACUGUGACCAUGCUGAUAAGACAGACGACAGCUAAGCAACAAACACAGCCAGAAUGUGAGGAGAAGCUUUGACUUGAUUCAUACUUCCAUCCACUGUCUCCGUCUUUCUGUCGCUCUGUGUCUGACUGACUAAUGCUCCAGUGGAUCAAGACUUAAUUGGCUCUGAACAGACAGCCAGAACAAUAAACAAGCAGAAUAAACACAAAUACAGUCACGCUGGGAAGAGAGUGGGAGAGAAGAUGAGCUAAGAACAGUAAAGCCUGUGGACAUAAAAACUGGACAUAUUUUGUCUUGUAUUUUCAUGUUUUUAUUCAAAAUGUAGUUGGAAUAUUUCCUGAAGUAGGAUUCCAUCUCCAAAUUUCAUUUGGACAUUAUGAUAUUUACAUUGUACUUAUGUCAUGGAGCUUUUGACAAGCGGAUGUUUUUCCCCAGCAAUGCCAUACUUUGAUCAAAAGAGUGUCCUGACUUCACAUUAAAACAAGAGGAAUAUGCUACACUACCAGAAAAGAAAAAGAAACAUUUUGAAUUGAAUUGACAUUUAUUUUGCCAUGGCCCUCUCAAGGCUGGCUUCCAUGCCUAUUGCACAUUCUGAAAUUUAUAUUGCAAGCAAACAAUUUCAAAAUUAGUUAAAUUAACAAAUUCACAAUUCACUCUUCAAGCUUCAGACGUGCCUCCCACCAACCCCUCCCACCAUCAGCCAUCCAACCAACCAUGGGCAAGCCUCUUAGCCGUCCUGGGUGUUUCAGGAAGAGCUCCUGCUGCCUGGAGAAACAUGGAGCUGGGGAUGGGGGAGUGGGAGGGCGAGCUAGGGCUGUGGAAGGGGGAUACGGAGACGGCUACGUACCCCAGCGGUCCAUCUACGAUACCAUGUGUAUCAAUCAACAAAUUGACAGCCAUCACCAUCACCCUGGAGGGUCCAUAAGGCGAGACUGUGGAGGUGAGGGGAGUUUUAGCUACUCAGCAAGUGGCUCCCUGAGGGUUAGCAGGUCUCCAGCUGACAUGUUUGAUCCGCAGCCACGCUCUUUAACUCCCAACCCCUCGUUUGUGCGGCGUCUGGACGAAAGAGCCAUCUAUGAUUCAUUGAAGCUUGGGGGUCAGGAUGCUGAUGGCAGUGGCUGCCAUUCGCCAGGACGUUUCACCCGAUCAGUUUCUCCCUCUGUGUCCUCGUUCUCAGCACCGGGAGUGUCUUCCUCGUCAUCCAAGAAGCACCACCAUCACCACCACUAUCACCAUGGAGACAGCACAAAGAGCAGAGAUGGCCGACAUUCCUGGAAGGUCUUGACACCUCCAAAACACCUGGAGUGUCUGGAGCUUACUACAACUGAAAUGAUGGACAGAGGAGGGGGAUAUCUGAACCCAGGGCACUAUCCCCCCCCUGGGGGCCAGUCUUCCUCUCUUACCUCCCCCCUCAUUUCCCCCUUUUCCGGUUCACCUCUCUCUUCAGGUUACCAUACUCCGGUCUUUUUCUCCCCUGCCAAACCUCGACCAAGUCAGACUCAGAGUUUGCGCUGUUCCCCUCCCCAGGUCCACCAGCCAAGGCAUUACUCCCAAAGCCAGAGCCUCAGGCUGUCACCACCCCAUGAGCUUCGACGAUCCCCUUACCGUGCCCCACUAGUCCAACUGUCUGCUCACGACCUCGAGCAGGACCUAAGAGACCGAGGAGGAGGAUGGGGCCGGAAUGAACGAGAAAGAGAGUGGGAGAGGGAGAGAGAAAGGGAGAUGGAGAGAGGGUGGGCCCAGCGAGAGUGGGAAAGAGAGAGGGAGAGGGGGAGGCUGGAGAGGGAGAGAGCGAGGGAGAGGGAGAGGAGGGAAACAUCAACUUUUGGGACCUUUGGCUAUGGUCGACCAGUACCUCUGCGUUCAGACAGAGACUCUGUGUUUUUAGAGCCCGAACAGGUCCUAGACACAACACCCCUGUUGCUCCCACAGCCCUCACCUUCACCCUCCCCCAGUGUUGCCCCCAGAAUGGGCACCGGUGCUGUGGGUAGGAAUAGAGCUGGGUCAAAAGUUGGCACUGAAAAUGUAGGUGGGGGUAUGGUUUCCAAGUUUGACAAUGGGAGUGUGGGUUUGGUGUUAGUUGAAAGCAAAUCUGGGUGUGGGCCAAGGUUAAUAAGUCAAGAUGGAACUGAAAACAUGUCACAGGUUGAAAUCAGGUCUGGAAUACAAGAACACCAUACAGCUGAAAGUUGGAACAAAUAUGACAAUGGAUCCAGGGCUAGCAUUAAAAAUGGGUCUGAAAAAAGAAUGGGCUCUCAGGUGAAAACAAGACCAGGGGGGUGGGAUUUGGAAGGAAAAGUGCAAUCUGGGGUGGAAAUAGAAAAUAUGGUUCCAGCUGUAAACAAGGAGGGACACAAGGAGGGACACAAGGAGGGACACAAGGAGGGACGCAAGGGAGGUACAAGGAGUGGGGAAAAAACUGGAAGGGGUGUGGCAAAACCAGAACCUAUUGCUGAGUUUAUACCUUCAACUGUGACUGACACUGAGAACAGGGUUGGGCCUGGAGAUACAGUUGAGAUUGGAGCUAGAUCUGGUCCGGGGACAAAUCCAGAGACUGAGGCAGAGGCUAGUUCAAGGCAGGUGGAUAAUAGGACUGGAAUAGAAGAUGGAGGUGUAGCUAAAGUUAAUAAUGAAGUUGGUUCAGCAGCAGAGUCCAGAGUAGGAGCUAAAGUUGAGUCAAAUGUUAAGAUUGCUCCUAUAUCUGAGCCUGAGGCAGUACUAGAAGCUGGGGUUAGUAAUGAGACAGGGACUAAAAGUAACUCCAAGACUGAGGUUGUCAGUGAAACCCAGAAUGUCAACAAUAUUACAGAUAAAGCUCCGAUAAGUGUUGGGGCUGAGGAUAAAGCUGAUACUGUCACUGCAGAUCAGGCUGAGACAAAGCCUCUGGAUAUAGAUAAAAUUAAAUCUAGCCAUGUAGCGAAAGGUUCCCGAUCCCAGAAGUCCAAAUCAUCUAAGUCCAGCUCCAGGACUCGACCUGGCACGGCCACAGGGCUCCGACCGGGUGUGGUCAGCCCACGACUAAGCAGAGGGCUUGGAGACCUUGAGUCAACGGGGCCCACUGAGGGCAUCGAGUCCACUUGGCCUCGCCGAAUCAUUGUCAGAAAGAGGACUGUACGGCAGGGUGGAGCACUCCACAACCUUCCUAUUCUCCCCCCACUCCCCUCUGUGCUCUCAGCAUUGGAGAAGAGGCGCCCGCAUUCCCAACUCCACCCUCGUCCAGGCCACUUGUCAGAAAACCCGUUAACAAACUCAAUGAACAUUACAAGUAUUGUGGGACGAUGCUCACUUAAAGAGCCCUCUCAUCCAGAACCUGGACAGGGGGUGAGUUUGGUGGGUAGGGCUUCCCUGAAGGAGCAGAAUUUGGAGCACUGGAGGGUCUGCAGAGAGCAGGAAGAACCCAGGACAUCCAGGAGCAAGGAGAAACAAGGAGAAGAGAGUAAAGAGAAGACUGAGAGGGAGGAGAGGAGGGGGAAAGAAGAGAAGAGAGACAAGGAGAGGAGAAAAGAGAAAGACAAAAUUGAGGAGAAAGUGGGUAAGGAGAAAGAAAGGGUUACUGUCAGUGAGGGACUGGUGGAGGAAACCAAACGAGAAAAGUCUGAGAGAAGGAUUGAAAGGAAAGUGCAAAAGGAUGGAAACAAAAAGGAACUUGUGGAAAAGGAAAAGGACGUAGAAAUUAUGUGUGAAAAGGUGGAGGAUAGAGGGAUAAAGAUUAAGGAUGGAAUACAAGAGUGGCAUGGACAAGAAUUGGAGGAGGUGGUGGCUAAAUUAAAGAAAGAAGAAGGUGAGGUGGAAGGAGGAGAGGGAGGAACCCUUGGAGAGGAAGGGAGGGUGGAGAGUUGGGAUGCUGUCCUUGAGAUGGUCACCACAUUGUGGGAUGAUGGCUGGGAGAAAGGGGGAACAGAAGGAGGAGGUGAUACAGAUUCUUUCUCGGGCUCCCUGCAACGUUGGCCUCUUCUUCGCCCCCCGAUUGGCUUUGGGGGCUCCCACCCCCCCUCCUCAGCAGCUUCAGAGCUCAGCCUAACAGAGUUAGAAAGGAGAGCCAGGGAGCUGGACUCUGACCUAGAGCACCUAGACCUGUCUCAGCCCCAUAGGGACACCCAGGAUUUGUACCAAACACUGCUGGAGUCACAGAGGGAACGAGCUGACAUGUACCAAACACACCCUGGGCCGCAGAGAGAGAAAGCUGCCCUCUUGACUGGUGUGGGAAGCAGAUCCCAGGUCAGUUUGGAGCUCAGUGCUCUGGCCUCACCAGCUAUGGACACAGACAGACAGUCUGUUGACUGGUCAACCAAAUCUGCUGGGACUUCCACUGUUGGCACAAGCUCCACUAAGGAGGACAGCUCUCCAGACUCCAACGUUACACUGGAGUCCGACUCCAGUGGCGUCUUCCUCUCCUUAUCCAAUCAGAGCCAGGAGGAGGCUGGCUCUGACAGCGACCAGCCAAUCAGUGGCUCCGACCUAGGCAGCAGCAGCACAUCACUGGAGAAAGACGGGGAUGAUGCAGGGUUAAAGGAAUGGGGGAGGGAAGAGAGUACAGAGCUUCAGUGGUGCUACCCAUCACUCCUCAACACUUCCUUGCAUGAAGACAUAGAAGGAGAUGGUGAAAGAGAGGAAGCAUGGCAUGGAAAGAUGGGGGGAGACGAAGAGAGAGGAAUAGAUGAGAAUGGAAGAAGAGCUGAUAAGAUAGGAACGGUUUCAGUUAUUGAGACCUCACUUCACCAUACAGAUGAGGGAUCCACAACUAUAAAUGCCCCACAAAGUGAAGAAAUACCACACAGGAAAAAAGUGACCCUCAUGGGAAGUCCUCCCCUUCCUCUGUCUCCCUCAAAACAACAGAUCAAACACCUUCUAGAUCCUAAUCAGAAGCCAAUCAGAAGCUCAGGACUGGACUGUGGUGACUUAGAUCCCUUUGUCCAAUCGGACAGCUUUGUUUACCUUGCUGUGUCUGCAAGACCUGCCUCCAGGGGUGAAGUCGCCACAUUGACAGAAGUUCCCACCCAUGAUACUAAACAAGACAGUGUACGGCAACAUUCAGACAGCAUGAAAACACACUUGGACCAGUCGAAUACAGAACGGGAUGCCAAGCUGACUCACCUUGUCCCACAAAAACUAGAGGAAGGAGACUUUCUGUGCACUGACAGCUUUGUCUAUCUGGCUGCUCCAGCCUGCCUCCUACUGGGCCCCGCAGGAACCACACCCUACAGCGGCAGGGAGUCAGACUCGGAGAGUUCAGGAUCUGGCCCUGUUGAUCUAUCAGUACUGGGUUGUGGCUCAGUGGCAGGGGACAGUGACUGGGACUCAGACCUGUCCGAUUCCGAUCCCAGUCGCUCCUCCAGAAUCUCAGCUGCUGGUAACAAAUCUGCACGGCCCAAGCGGCUGCCUGCUGAACCAGGCUGGGACUUGUUCGGAGAAACCACUGAACCUGAAGUGCUGAGUGAGCUCUUCACAGAACAGGACAGAAACAUCAAUGGCAAAGCAAGGAAGGUGACCGGGGUUUCCACCAGCAUGGCAGGGACACAAGCCAUUCCCACAUCAACUCAGCCUGUCACUACGCCAAUGAAGGCAGCGGCACCAGUAGAGCAGUCGUCAACAACAAAGAAGGUGACAUGGCAGUUUAAACCUGCCCAGAGGUCAGUCUGCACAGGAAGCAGAAAGGAGAAAGAAAAAGAAGCAACAUCAUCGUCUUUGGUAAGGUUCACCGAACUGGGAGGAGGCGAGAACCAUAGACCCUCCCCUUCAUCUUCAUCAUCUUCAUCAUCGUCACCGUCAUCUUCCUCUUCUGGUUGAUUUGUGAAGGAAAUAAUUUUUGUUUGACCAUUUAGAAGGAGCUUUCAUUGCUUGAAAAUGAAUUGGUUGCAAAAUGGUAGAAAACAUGUAUAACUUAUAAACUGAUGGCUAUAGCUUUUUUGCCUGUAAAUUCUGACUUUUGCAUCAGCUGCUGCCAUUGCCUUCUUAUGACCUUAUACAGUAAAGGCUGCCAAAAAAACCUGUUAAUUGUUGCAUUUUCAGAGAUUAGCCUACACAAUAUUGUAUAUAAUCAAUUUAAGUUUGAGACAUUGUGAGACUCAGGCUAAACAGAAACCUUCAGGUUGAGAUUUAAUGGAAAUGUGGCCGCUGAUAGAAAGAUAUGCACAGUGUCACGCCAAAUGGAUAUUAUAAACAGUCAAAUUUUUAAACACAGGGUUGAUUUAAUAGUUACACAGUCAUAUUAGUCUCUAUCUAAAUAAUACAUUUUAAUAGUUCCGUGGGUUUUUUAUUUAUUUACUGUACAGGUAAUACACAGCUAAGGAAAAUAAACCAGAACAGAAAUCACAUAUCAGGCAUUUUCAGUCAUUUGGCUUGGUCACCUGUAUUUAAACAUUAUUAUUCCAGUGUUGGAAAUCAGCUACAGUGACACAUAAAAAUGAUUACAGUUGAAGAAAAAUAUUUGUGUGGAACAUUGUUUUAUUGGUUUAUAAAUAUCUAAUGAUGUUAAUGUGUCUCAGGCCUUAUUACAUUUCCUUCCCCAUUUAAUGCCUCACUUAAACACCUGCUUACUACUUCAUAUCUGAACUUUAGUGAACAAUGUAUUUUAUAAUCACAUCCAACUUUACAGUGUAUUUAACAGUGUGUCAAUAAUAUAUUUUGAACAUUGAGAUUAUUACAGAGUGAAAUAUAUAUACUGUAUAUGUGAUGAAUGUGAAGAAAUGAACAAAUAAUGGAAGGGAUUAGUAAUAAAAUUUAAUUUAAAUGUUUUAUUUAUCAAUUAGAUUUCAAAUUGUGAAUGUAAUUGAGCAAUAUGCUUACAGAUUCAUACUAUAUUCUAUGUUACAUAUGUGGAAAAGUGUUGCCUGAGUGAUGUGUAUAAUAAUGGCUGAGUUUAAUUUUAUUUAUACAGCCAAAUACUAAUUGUAAAUGCAGUCUUACACUAAUUUAGAGGUUCUAUUUGUAACAUUUCUAAACACUAAUUUAUCAGGUAGCUUGGUAUAAUUGACUUAAACAUUAAGACCAUGGUUGAGAUGAUUGUUAGCCUUUGUCCCACACCAGUGGUAUUUUUAGUGCUAGUCAUGAGACUUCAUUUCCCAUAAUCCCCCCUCUGUCUCUCCCUUCCGGCGAGGCAUCUUUGGCUUUACUGAAGUGGAUAAACACGUUGAAGAUGAUAUUUUCCCACUUGCCUCUCACUACUCUCCACCAUUUGUCACUGUUUGCGCUGAAAGUAAAGCAAUCCAAAAGAUUUCGCUCUAAAUCCAAAUCAGUGGCACACAAUGUCAAAUGCAGUUAGGAGGGUGGUAGAGCUGCCAAUCAUCUCAGGAGUGGUCUUGUUGUUGAUUAAUUAUACUAAUGUCUCAAAAUGAAUGUGGUAAGAAUUUACUGAUGUUAAAAAUGAUACAUGUAGCACCUUUAAAAUAUAUAGAUCAGAUUUGUUAUUCUAAUACAAACGUGACAAAGGUAAAGUGGCAGGUCAACAAACGAUCAGUUACACAAUAAUAAUUCUUGUUACAAUAUGUGGUUAUGAAACACUGUGUGGGAAGUCAUGGCAUGAUUUGCAUUUGAAUUUCAAAUUGGGCAGUCAGAGGUAACUGUUUGAAUUUUGACAACUUACAAGUCAACUAAAUGUGACUUAGUCUUGAGAGUGAAGGUGAUGGCACUAGAAUUUAGUGAAUCUAUUGUGGGGAUGCUGUAGCCAUAUUUUUUGAUUGAGAUGGAUGGGGUAAGGUUUGUUUUCUUUUUUAGGCAAAAUGAAAACUGUUACCUUGUGCAGCUUCAACUGCUAUUGUGAACAUUAAAAAUGCUCUGCCAGUCCUUAUUCUUGAUGAUGAUGCUCUGUGUAAACCUACAGGGUUUGGGAGAGCCUUAAUGCACCUGUCAUGUUCAGCGGUGGAUUUAUUUCUGGUGCUUUUGAGCACACAUUUACAAGCAUAACCACAGAUGCAUUAAAGAAAAUGGUAUUUUUCAACAUGGA